UCUCACUCACUCCGCCUCCCAACAGUUACAAUGCCGGUAAAGGUAGAACAAUUACCCAGUCCCAUUUGUCAGUUGGGCGAAGGGCCUAUCUGGGACGAGGAGUCUCAAAGUCUGUACUACGUGGAUAUUUUGGGAGCCUCAAUUCAUCGGUACGAUUACGCUGCUAAGAGAACCUUUAGCGCCACCGUCGAUGGCUUGUCACCAAUUUCAUUCAUUUUUCUGGUAGAGGGACGCCCCGGCGAGUUCCUGCUGAGCACUGGCACAAAGUUAUCGCUAAUCAGUUGGGAUGGAAAAUCUACGCAGGGGAAAUUUCUGAAGACCGUGGCUAGGCUGGAGACGGAAAAUGAGGCAUUGCAGUUCAACGAUGGCAAGGUGGACAAGCAGGGUCGGCUGUACACUGGAACAAUGCUGGCGAUGGGUCAAGGCGAUGUGUUCGACGCAAAGGUUGGUACACUGUAUCGUUACGAUGGGAUUGUCGGAGGACGAUUUCAUGAGCAGAAAGAUGGAAUUGGUAUCUCCAACGGAAUCACUUGGGACGAAGAAACAAACAAGAUGUUCUACAUCGACUCGAGUACUUUUGAUAUAAAACAGUUCGAUGUCGAUGGGAAGGGAGAUCUGCUGAACGAGAAGGUUCUGCUACGUUUCAGCGUGCAUGGCCGAAAUCCGGGUUUUGUUGGAGACGGAAUGACGAACGAUACGGAGGGAAAUUUGUACGUUGCGACUUGGGGCGGAGCGAUGAUCUGCAAGAUCAAUGUGAAGACCAAAAAGAUCGAACAGGAGAUAAAGCUACCGGUCUCACAGGUGACCUCGGUGGCAUUCGGGGGACCACAGCUGGAUGAAUUAUAUGUCACAACCGCUGGCACCGCCUUGUUUGACAACCCUCAACGCAAAUGGCUUGAAAAUGAGCGCCCUCCAAACUCGGGAUCCCUCUUCAGAAUCACAGGAUUAGGGGCAAAGGGUAAAGGAAUGUACAAGAUAGUGUUGAAAGAAAAAGGCAAAUAAAUUUUACAAUUGUUUCGGUGUGAAUUCACAA
Messenger RNA from Toxorhynchites rutilus septentrionalis, 1033 nucleotides. Its product is annotated as regucalcin-like. The transcript has 2 exons. Lineage: Eukaryota; Metazoa; Arthropoda; Insecta; Diptera; Culicidae. Bases 31 to 1002 code for a protein of 323 amino acids. Gene Ontology annotation, molecular function: gluconolactonase activity; calcium ion binding. The record is from RefSeq and is a predicted model, not a curated record. Gene Ontology annotation, biological process: L-ascorbic acid biosynthetic process.